Lindgomyces ingoldianus is the source of this 438-nucleotide messenger RNA. RefSeq lists its product as uncharacterized. Lineage: Eukaryota; Fungi; Ascomycota; Dothideomycetes; Pleosporales; Lindgomycetaceae. The record is from RefSeq and is a predicted model, not a curated record. Bases 1 to 438 code for a protein of 145 amino acids. The transcript has a single exon.
AUGUGUCCAAGGAGAGCGUCGCCGGGGAGUGCCGUGGAGAGCCUCGUCGGGGAGAGAGAUUCGCCAGGGAGAGAAGUUCGCCGGGGAGAGAGCCUCGCCUGGGAGGUAGAUUCGCCGGGGAGAGAGUCCAGCCGGGGAGAGAAACUCGCCGGGGAGAGAGAUUCGCCAGGAGGGAGAUUCGCCAUGGAGAGAGAUUCGCCAGGGAGAGGGACUCGCCGUGGAGAGAGUCGCCGGGGAGAAAGCCUCGCCGUGGAGAGCCUUGCCAGGGAGAGAGAUUCGCCAGGGAGAGGGACUCGCCGUGGAGAGAGUCGCCGGGGAGAAAGAGUCGCCGGGGAGAGAGCCUCUGAGGUGGUCCCAUUUUCGGGCCCUCUAAAUGCCCACAACGCCAACUGUUCGUGUCAAGCCUGGCUUCGCCACGAUAACGUGGACAAGAGAUAG